This is a messenger RNA of Microdochium trichocladiopsis, 1221 nucleotides long. RefSeq lists its product as uncharacterized. The record is from RefSeq and is a predicted model, not a curated record. Lineage: Eukaryota; Fungi; Ascomycota; Sordariomycetes; Xylariales; Microdochiaceae. Gene Ontology annotation, molecular function: zinc ion binding; oxidoreductase activity. Gene Ontology annotation, cellular component: mitochondrion. Bases 136 to 1182 code for a protein of 348 amino acids. The transcript has 4 exons.
CUCGUGGUUGGUCUUGAAUCGGGCCAGGUAUAAAGAUGGGCAGGAAUACCAAACAGUCUAGUCGACUCCCACGUUCCUGUGCACACUCCUCCUCAUCACUGUACGGCCACUUUCCAGAAAUACCUAGCAAUCACGAUGUCGACAUUGCCUACCACAAUGAAGUCCUGGGUCGGGGCUGGGACGGGUCCUCCACGAGGCGUUCUCCAUCUUGAAGUCGAGCGGCCGAUGCCGUCCGUACCCCUCACAGGCCAGAUCAUGGUCAAGGUCAACUACGCAGCACUCAACCCAGGGGACGUCAAAGUCAUGGCCAUGGGUGUACCUUUCAGGUCAUCUUUCGUCCCGGCAAUGGACUUCGUCGGUCAAGUUGUCCAGAUGGCUGGUGACGCUCACAAGACCACGGUUGCGAAAAUCCGGCAAGGCAUGAUCGUUGCGGGCACUCUACCCAUGGUGCAGAGCAUGUGGCGAGGGGACGGUGUCCUGGCCGAAUAUGUCGUCGUCCCUGCUCAUGCCGUGGUCCAGGUACCUGACGGGCUGCACGACGGUCCGACUGCUGCUGGACUCCUGGGUGUCGCCGGGCAGACUACAGCGGUGCUCCUGCGUGCUGCUUCACUGCGCGAAGGCCAGCGGGCGCUUGUCAACGGAGCCAGUGGUGGUGUCGGCUCAGUGUUGGUGCAAGUCUUAUCACAUAUGGGGGUGCAUGUCACUGCUAUAUGCUCUGCCAAGAAUGAAGAUCUAGUCAGGAGACUUGGGGCAGAGGAGGUUGUCGACUACAAAGCCUACGGCUCCUCGCUUUACCAGCACUUGUCAUCCAUUGCAGCCAAGCCCGCAGGCAAAUCAUUUGACGCCGUCUUCGACCUUGUGGGCGAUAGAAAGCUCUACACCUCUUCGCCUUCCUACCUGGACCGACACGGCAAGUUCCUAGACAUUGAGGGUGGUCCAUUUGGAAUGUUCAAGUUCGACAACUGGUGGCCAGUCUGGCUCGGCGGCACGCCUCGUGCUUUUCGGCCAGUUUUCAGCUACCCUUCGGGCCAAUCUGCCGCCGAAGUUGUUUCGUGGAUUGAGAAAGGGUGGAUCAAAGAAAUUGUCACAGACUCUGUCUAUCCCAUGGAGGAGGCGGUCCUCGCAUAUGAGAAGCUGGCCACAGGCAGGGCAGCUGGAAAGAUAUAUGUCAAAGUCGCGUGAGGUAAGAAUCACGGAUCCUCCCGGUGACGACUGCCAAGA